AUGGUGAAGCUGCUGCCCGCCCAGGAGGCGGCCAAGAUCUACCACACCAACUACGUGCGCAACGCCAGGGCCAUCGGCGUGAUGUGGGGCACGCUGACCAUCUGCUUCUCCGUGCUGGUCAUGGCGCUCUUCAUCCAGCCCUACUGGAUCGGGGACAGCGUCAACACGCCGCAGGCCGGCUACUUCGGCCUCUUCUCCUACUGCGUGGGCAACGUGCUGUCCUCCGAGCUCAUCUGCAAGGGCGGCCCCCUGGACUUCUCCUCCAUCCCCUCCCGGGCCUUCAAGACGGCCAUGUUCUUCGUGGCCUUGGCCAUGUUCCUCAUCAUCGGCUCCAUCAUCUGCUUCAGCCUGUUCUUCGUCUGCAACACGGCCACCGUCUACAAGAUCUGCGCAUGGAUGCAGCUGGCUGCUGCCACAGGCCUGAUGAUCGGCUGCCUGGUCUACCCGGACGGCUGGGACUCCAGUGAGGUGCGGCGCAUGUGCGGGGAGCAGACGGGCAAGUACACGCUGGGCCACUGCACCAUCCGCUGGGCCUUCAUGCUGGCCAUCCUCAGCAUCGGAGACGCCCUCAUCCUGUCCUUCCUGGCCUUCGUGCUGGGCUACCGGCAGGACAAGCUGCUUCCGGACGACUACACGGCCGACGGACAAGAGGAAGUCUGA
Molecule: messenger RNA, 660 nt
Organism: Pipistrellus nathusii (Nathusius's pipistrelle)
Lineage: Eukaryota; Metazoa; Chordata; Mammalia; Chiroptera; Vespertilionidae
Source: the annotation of a GenBank genome assembly